Epinephelus lanceolatus (giant grouper) is the source of this 2534-nucleotide messenger RNA. Its product is annotated as cyclic GMP-AMP synthase. Gene Ontology annotation, molecular function: 2',3'-cyclic GMP-AMP synthase activity; chromatin binding; double-stranded DNA binding. The record is from RefSeq and is a predicted model, not a curated record. Gene Ontology annotation, cellular component: nucleus; site of double-strand break; cytosol. Lineage: Eukaryota; Metazoa; Chordata; Actinopteri; Perciformes; Serranidae. Gene Ontology annotation, biological process: activation of innate immune response; cellular response to exogenous dsRNA; positive regulation of type I interferon production.
GUCAUCAUUCGUGGGUGGAACUGUGAAACCUUCCAAGUGUUUGUAAACUGAAUCCAGAGACAGGUAAGCAUUGAGGAGGAAGAAAGCAGUAUCCAUUUCAUGGAAACUGAAAGUGAAAGCAAAGAAAAUAGAUUGAGCUGGAGAGACGGAAAGACACACAAUAUCCACUGUCUCCAUUUGCAACAGAAGCUUCUCUAACACAGGCUGACACAAAGGAGUUAUGGACAGAGAGGACAGAGAUGUGAAGAGUCCUACUGGGGCGAUGCAGCUUAAAGACAACACCAAUGGAAAGUUGAGUCCUCCGCAACUCACACCAGCAAGACGGAAGCAAAAAGUUCAGCAGCAACAAUGUGCAGAGGAGGAAUCCACAGUGGACGAGGAGUCGACCUCCAUUACACCGGAGCUAAUCACCUGGAUCAAACACAAUGCUAAAGAGCUCAAGAUCCGGCAGACAGACCGUCGCUGGGCUGCAGAGAUGGUCAACGAUUUCCGAGACAACCUGCUCAAGUUCCUGCGGAGCAACACUGAUCAGCCUUUCUUCCAGUCAGCUGAGUUCCUCAACACUGGCAGCUACUUUGAGAAAGUUAAGAUCCACAACCCUGAUGAGUUUGACAUGAUGCUGAAGCUUCAGGCUCCAUCGCGCUUCAACAUGAAGGUGCUCGAUGACGGCCUCUUCUACCGGAUUGAUCUUGCCUGUCCCACUCGUGGCCCCAUACAUGCCUUUCUUCUGGAGAAAAAGCUCACCCUCUCAUCGAGCAAGAUCCUGAGUGAGAUGUACCGCCUGGUCCGCAAGUUCCUCAAGACCUACAAAGUGCCUGAUGAAUGCUGUCACUGGUUGGUGAACAGGAAGCGACCUUACUCGCCAGCUGUGACUUUGUCUCUGUGCAGAACUGAAAACAACACUGACGAGCUCAUCUCUGUGGACCUCGUUCCUGCUCUGGAGAUUCACUCCUCUCAAGGCUGGCCGCUUGCUGUGCGGAACGGUCCAGAUGUGGAUAACUGGCUGGGAAAGAAGGUUCGCCAAGAAAUCAGAAGUUUACCAUGUUACUUCGUACCAAAGAGGCUCAAAGGACGAAACCUCAGCGAGGAAGCCAAAGAAAGUUGGAGGAUUUCCUUCUCUCACGUUGAGAAGAAAAUCAUCACGAGCCACGGUAACAAGAAAACCUGCUGUGAGAGCAGUGCCACCAAAUGCUGCCGUAAACAGUGCUUGAUGCUCCUCAAGUCUCUCAUUGAAGGCCUGAAACAACGUUUCCCAAAAGAGCUGGAUGAUCUCUGCUCAUACCAUGGGAAGACUGCCUUCCUCCACACCCUGUCCAUCAGGUUCAAUGACUCCAUGUGGGCUCGCCAGCAGCUCCCCACCUGCUUCCUGCACCUCCUCGGGGCUCUGGAGGCCCACGCUCGCACAGCUUCCCUCCCUCACUUCUUUGUUGCUAAAUGCAACCUCUUCUCCCCGUCCGUCUUCCCCAAGAAAGGGCUGAUUUUCCUCAUCAACGCAUUGGAGGAGCAGAGGAGGGAGGGACUGCCCCUGCUGAAGCCUCCAGCUCCUGUCCCACCACCUAGACUGAGUCCUUCAGGAGACACCUCCUCUGAGUUAUCCGCUGAUCGGUCCUGUGAGAUAUCUGCUGGUCAUUCGUCCAUACUGACUGCAGUGAGCUCUCUGGACUCUGUAUUUAUGUAUAUACUGGUCCCUGUGUUUGCUGCAGCUUUUUUUUAUGUGUCUUGUUUUCUAUAUAAGUGAUGGUAAAUGUGGACACACACAGAAUUACAGACGCUGCCGCUUUUCGUGGAGUGUAUAAAUGAGGUGAAAUCAGGUAAUAGAAUGCAUUAUUCUUCAUCCAUCUUAUUUCAUUAGUGCUUAUAUCAAAUAGUAUUUCUUCUAUGGUGACAAAAGAGGUUUUAACAAUUUAUAACAUAAAGGAAAAGAUGUACCCUUGCCUUUUAUGCAGAUACGGACCAUUGUUGUUUUUUCUUUUUCAAAAAGACAAACCUUAGAAAAGUAUCAAUGUUUUGUGAAACAUGUAGUUUCUUUCAUCCCUUACUUCAAAUCAGACUGAUAUCAUCUCUUAGCAGGUCCUUUGUUUAUAAAUUUUCAGCAUUAAUUUAUAGUUAACUGUCGUCUGUCUCUGUGUCAGCCCUGUGAUAGUCUGGUGACCUGUCCAGGGUGUACCCCGCCCACUGUCAGCUGGAAUAGGCUCCCCCCCCCCCAGACCACUAACAGGAGAAGCUCCCCCCCCAGACCACUAACAGGAGAAGCUCCCCCCCAGACCACUAACAGGAGAAGCCGUUAUGGAAAAUGAAUGAAUGAAUAUAUUACACAUUAAUUACACAUUACAAUUUUUGCCAAUAUAUCCCCCUAAAUCCUACACAAUGGACCUUUAACCUCUGGUGUUGUGUGUGUGUGUAAAUCUUAGCUGAUGUUUUUUUUUUCGUCUAUUGUUUAGUCUGUAGCACUUUUUUCUACUGUGGAUUUUACUUCUACUCUUUGUGAAAGUGAAAAUGAAUUGAUAUAUUGUCAAACAUACCUCUGCUGAUGA